AUGGGUGUAUACGGCAAGGAGCCUCAAAUCACGGGGGCCAACUUGGGGGCGCAGAUGGUCAGGAGGACAAAGCACGUACUGCUUGAGUUGCAGAAAAAUGACACUAUUGCGUUUCGCUUCAAGAACGGGAGUUACCACUGCUACAACCACUUUUCCAAUCUCAACGUCAACGGGGUGAAUGUAACGACGCAGGAAUCAUCGAUCGAAACAUUGUAUUCGAGGGGACAUACUUCGAACUGGUUCAUGCCGAGUUUUGUCCCAAACGUCAAGCAAGAUUUAGACGAAGCAAGCAUCACAGACUUCACGCCGCUGCGACCGACGAUGUCCAACGGAGCGCCGGAUGUCAUUGGAGAAGACAACUGGAAGGCGGUCGACGGUUCUGAAGAUCACAUGAUAAGCAACUUCUACUUCAGAAUGACAAUCAAAUUCUGA
Molecule: messenger RNA, 432 nt
Organism: Chondrus crispus (carragheen)
Lineage: Eukaryota; Rhodophyta; Florideophyceae; Gigartinales; Gigartinaceae
Exons: 1
Coding region: 1-432 (143 amino acids)
Source: RefSeq, a predicted model, not a curated record